CUGCUUCUCUGCCCUGGUUUCUCCCGAUCAGCGACAUCAGCAGCUCUCCACCCGACGAACGGCACCAUGUCACAUCAGACGGGCAUUCAAGCGGGUAAUGAUGUGAAAGAUAUCUUUGCCAGUGCCAAGAGCGGAGACCAAUACCGGGCCAUAAAGAUCGUCAUUGAGGAUGAGCAGCUGACUCUGGGCGCCACCAGGAAAGCGUCAAAGAAAUGGGACCAGGAGUAUGAUUCCAUCGUGCUGCCGCUCCUCGAGGACGAUGUGCCCUGCUACGUUGUCUACCGGCUGGACUCCACUAACAACCAGGGCUACGAGUGGAUCUUCCUGGCCUGGUCACCGGACCAAUCCAUCGUGCGACAUAAAAUGUUAUACGCUGCUACGAGAGCCACCGUGAAGAAGGAGUUUGGUGGCGGCCACAUCAAGGAUGAGAUUUUUGGAACCAUGAAGGAUGAAAUGAAUCUCAGUGGAUACAGGAAAUAUCUGAUCUCACAGGCAGCGCCCUUGCCUCUCACUGCAGCAGAGGAGGAACUGAGACGGAUUAAACUUAACGAGGUGCAGACGGACAUCAGCGUGGACACCAAGCAGCAGACUCUGCAGGGUGUGGCUUUCCCUGUUCACAAAGACGCCAUCGCAGCACUGGAACGUUUUAGAGACAAGAGAAUCAACUACGUGCAGCUGCAAGUGGACGCUGAGCAGGAGCUGAUUCGGUUGUCCAACACUGAUCCGACAGAGUUGAAAGACCUGCCAAUGAGAAUCCCUAAAGAGUCUGCACGUUACCACUUCUUCCUCUACAAACAUUCCCAUGAAGGCGACUACUUAGAGUCCACAGUCUUCAUUUAUUCUAUGCCCGGGUACAAGUGCAGCAUCCGAGAGCGGAUGCUGUAUUCCAGCUGCAAAAAUCCUUUGGUCGACAUGGUGGAAAAUAAGAUGCAGAUUGAGAUUGAGAAAAAGCUGGAGAUUGAUAACGGUGACGAGUUGACCAGUGACUUCAUGUACGAGGAGGUGCAUCCCAAGCAGCAUGCACACAAGCAGGCCUUCGCCAAGCCCAAAGGCCCGGCGGGGAAGAAGGGCUUCCGCCGCAUCACCCGACCACCCGGAGAUGGAAAGGAGGACGAUUAAAACAGACCUCAGCACCCGACCACCACCCUUCACCCUGCGCACGUUCCACAGUGGAACAUUCCUGUGAUGGGGGGAAAUCAUAUUUGACACGCUUGUUUAAAAAGAAUAAGACGACAACCUCAAAUUCCCAAACUAUGCACGCCAAGGACAACUGAGCAAUGUCACACUCAAGUAACUUCCAUUUGCAGCUUGCCAAAUGGAAGCAUAUUCAUGUAUGUUAGCACACUCACAAAAAAUAAUUCAUUCAAAGAGGCCCACACAAAUGAAACUUGAGGUUUUUACAUUGUUGCCAGGUCUGAGACUUGAAAAAACGUUAAUGUGACUGUGAACUUGCGCCAAUAUGAUGAAUUUCCCCCAUUUUGAGUUCACACGCUCAAAUUCCUAACUAUCAUUCCUUUAGUCUGUGUCAGUUACGUUUCAAUGUUUAUUGUGUUUCUACAUUUGUCUCCAACUGUUUGCACAAUGAGGUGCUCCAAAGCAGAAGAAGAUUAAGAAUGAUCCCACUUGUGUCUGUUGAUUCAUUUUAACAGUGCAUUUUAUAUUGGAGCAAUUUUUCCUUCUUUUUGAUAUAACUGUGGUUUACAUGAAAAAAAAAAUCAUCUGCUGAGAAACUUAUUUUUCUAUGCAAGUGCUGUAAAUGUACAUAUUGUAGCUGUGUGAUGCUCUAUGAUUAAGAAACAGUCUGUUCUGGUGAUCGUCGGUGAGGAGAACAGUGGAAAGAACAGGGGCUUCCAGAAAUAUUAACAUCGAUACAUCUCAGAUUUCGCAAAGAGGAAGCUACACACACUUUGCUGGUUCCCGUCAAUGAGGGAACGCAAAGCAAAAAGAAAGGGAUUUCUUUGAUUAAUUACCUUGAUCAACACGUUGCCACAUCCACUGGUCUGCUGAUUAAUAUUAGGCAAACUACUAAGCUCACCUCAUGUUUAAAGGGAAAAUCCCUUUACAUUCAUCGUGUCAUAAUAGAAAAAUUAAAUCAUGUUUGGUCUUAUUUGUUUUCUUACAAACCUUUCUUUUAAAAGAAGAAGAAUAAAAAAAUAUUUAAAUCACA
Molecule: messenger RNA, 2167 nt
Organism: Limanda limanda (common dab)
Lineage: Eukaryota; Metazoa; Chordata; Actinopteri; Pleuronectiformes; Pleuronectidae
Gene: twf1a
Product: twinfilin actin-binding protein 1a
Exons: 9
Coding region: 67-1119 (350 amino acids)
Biological process (GO): positive regulation of neuron projection development; barbed-end actin filament capping; regulation of lamellipodium assembly
Cellular component (GO): myofibril; actin filament; cytoplasm
Molecular function (GO): actin monomer binding; actin filament binding
Source: RefSeq, a predicted model, not a curated record